Molecule: messenger RNA, 646 nt
Organism: Aspergillus costaricaensis CBS 115574
Lineage: Eukaryota; Fungi; Ascomycota; Eurotiomycetes; Eurotiales; Aspergillaceae
Product: SRP9/SRP21 family protein
Exons: 2
Coding region: 152-646 (164 amino acids)
Biological process (GO): SRP-dependent cotranslational protein targeting to membrane
Cellular component (GO): signal recognition particle, endoplasmic reticulum targeting
Source: RefSeq, a predicted model, not a curated record
GAGCGGCGCCGCAAAACACCAGAAAUAAUCCAGCUUCACAUCACCAACCCCGUUCACCUCUACACCACCAUUCCCUCUACCACACUCAACUCAGCGCACCAAACCUCCCAAAUACAUACUUCCUCAACUAGAGGACCCAACCACCGCCAAAAUGCCCUACCUCCCAACCUCACAAUCCUACCUCGAACAAUCCUCUCUCCUCCUCCAAGCCUACCCAGACACGAGAAUCACAACAAAAUACACCUUCCCCCGCACAUCCACAUCCACAAAACCCUCCUCGACAACACAACCCACAUCUACAGAAGAAACCGAACCCAAACCCCGCAUCGCCGUCCUCGAACUCAAGACCUAUCACCCGGGAUCCGGCAUCUGUUUGAAAUAUCGCACGAACAAGGGCGCCGAGGUGGGUCGGUUGAUUACCUCGUUGGGGAAGUUGGCUGCCGGGGCGGAUGUUGAGGGCUUGGGGUUGGGGAAUAAUCCUGCUGCUGUUCCUGCUUCUGGUGCUGGUGCUGGGGAUGUGGAGAUGGGGGAUGCUCCUGCUGUUGCUGCUGCUGAGGGACAGACGGUAGCUGGGGAGGGGGUUAAUUCUGGUGCAGCUGGGAAGGGAGGGAAAGGGAAGAAGAAGGGGGGGAAGGGGAAGAGGUGA